Drosophila grimshawi is the source of this 430-nucleotide messenger RNA. RefSeq lists its product as uncharacterized. The transcript has 2 exons. Lineage: Eukaryota; Metazoa; Arthropoda; Insecta; Diptera; Drosophilidae. The record is from RefSeq and is a predicted model, not a curated record. Bases 68 to 430 code for a protein of 120 amino acids.
AACGUAAACAAGACGCAAUUAAAACAAAGCAAAACAAACAAAAACACGUCAACACAAUUUCGAGCCAAUGAGUAUCGAGUCAUAUCUGCACUCCCUCAACACGACCCUACAGACUUUCGCCGAACAAGUCCAAUACUUCACUGGCGUCGCUCUGCAAUCCGUCGUUCAUUUUCGCACCGAAUUCGAUACCCUAACUGGUGACUUGCAGUGGCAGAGUCCCGUUGAAUUUACGGCAUUGCAGGCAACGCUGCUGAAGGUUUUGCUGGUGCUGCUGCUGGGCACGGGUGUGCUGAUUGCCUGGUCGUGGAGCGUCUACGGUCAAGUGAUCACCGAGAAGUUUGUCAGGCCAAGCACUUUGAAGGAAAUUGAGGAGCUUAAAUUAUCUGUGGCCAAAUUGAAGCUGCCCAAGGAGCAUUCACCCCGAAUCUAA